Messenger RNA from Aplysia californica (California sea hare), 2441 nucleotides. Its product is annotated as MTOR-associated protein MEAK7. The record is from RefSeq and is a predicted model, not a curated record. The transcript has 8 exons. Bases 156 to 1634 code for a protein of 492 amino acids. NCBI's taxonomy places the organism in Eukaryota, Metazoa, Mollusca, Gastropoda, Aplysiida, Aplysiidae.
AAUAAUGUUAUCUUGUAAAUAAACAGAAACAUUACUCAAAGUCAUGGUCAUCUUCUUUAGAAGUGUUCAAUAAGCAACACAUGCACAAAGUUCACUUAUUAUAAGGAUUUUAUCGGUAAUAUCUGUAUAGAUCUAGAUCUAGAUCUAGACUAAAUAUGGGAGGGUCAGAAAGUAAAAGCACGGAUGUGAAGCACGAACUACUAUUCGACGAAGAGGAGAAGAGUCGAGUCAGCUCAGUUUUUGCUUCAAUUUCACAUGGGAAGAAAUCAUUCAAUAAGGAACAGUUUCUGCAUUUUACAAGUACUGUGUUGGACACAUUCACCAGUAGUCGCAUGUAUGACUUGAUAGAGGGACCAUUGCCGCCUCAUCGACAACAGCAUCACCAACGACGCCACGCACAUCAUCAGCACCGUGGCCAUGAGAUACAACUGCAACAUUUUGCAUCACAUCUGGGCUUACUGCUAAAGGGAAACAUCACUGAUCUAGCUCAUUCAUGUAUAUUUCUGGCUUCAACCACACCUGAUUCAGUUUCAGGCCCAAAUCUUGUCAAGUUGGUGACGAAUGUGCUUACCAGCUAUGAGCGAGUGCUCCAUGCCCACUGCACUGCAUACCAGAGCUGGAUGUUCGCUGCAUCCAAAGGUUCUCAUGACAAUCUUGCCAACUCAUUGUUGAAAGAUCUUCUGCAUUCAGAUGGCAGAUCUGUGAGCGGGACUGGCGAAAAAGAGGAAACCUCCAAAAUGUUUGAUGUGUCUGAUAUAGAGCAAUGGCUGUCUCGCAGUUCCCUCUUCACACAAGUCUUACGUCAAGUGUUUGAUGGAGCAUUCCAGUUUUAUCAUGUGGAGCCGCAGGAGAUGGUGUUUGCCCCCAAAGUGCCUCACGUGCGGGACACCAACUGGUCACAGUGCCGCACGGUGCUGGACUUCCCUACAGUGCUCUUUCUCAACUUCUCCGUCCCCCCUCUACUGCAAACUCAGUGGAAACUACUGUUCAACAGCACGCUGCAUGGAGCUAGCUUCUCACAGCUAUUGCAGCGAGUACGCGGCAAGGGGCCAACAUAUUUGAUUGUGAAAGAUAAAAAUGGCAAUGUGUUUGGGGGAUUUGCUUCAAUUCCCUGGGAAAUCAACCCGAAAUUUACUGGUGACUCUUCUUGUUUCCUGUUCAAAGCCUGCCCUGACUACAGUAUAUACCGGCCCACUGGUUACAAUGAAAACUUUAUGUAUUUAAACCACCGUGUACAGACACUGCCAAAUGGUUUGGGCAUGGGAGGACAGUUGGAGUAUUUUGGCUUAUGGAUAGACCAGGAAUUUGACAUUGGUCACAGUAAAGCUGGCGCUAAAGGUUGUACGACAUACGGUAGCCCUCAACUUUCUGGCGAUGCUGAAUUUCAAGUGGAUUGCCUUGAGGUCUGGGCCAUAGGAAAAGAGAAGCGGAAAGAUGGGGAGGAGGAUGAGGAUGAGGAAGAAGACACUGCUGACAACGCUAAGGGCGGCGAGAAAAGCAUCCUGGACAAGAUGAGUUCGGAAGACAAGGCUAUCCUUGAAAUGGUAGACCGGGGCACUAUCAGUGAUGCUAUGCGAGAAGAGCCGAUCGUUGAGGAGACUGCUGCUCACAAAAGCAUUAUCUCCCCGUUUUGAUCUUUGAAAUUAUGAAGUUAAUUCGUUCUUUGAAACUUUAAAUGAGAGACUGUGUUAACGGUUGAAAUAAUGGUGUUUUUUUUAAUGCGGAAAAAGUGUUCUAUUGUAGUAUUUUACAUUUUCUGUCUCACUCAGAGAGAAAUUUUUUUUUUCAGAUAUACAGCUUGUACCCUCUUUUCUGGUAUGCAUUAGCCUUACUACUGUUGUCUUAGUGAACAUUUGCUCAGUUCUUCUUUGAUGUAACACUAAGCCAGUUAAUGAAAUUUUCACUGGUUAGUGUGCUUACAUGGUCACAAAGUGGAUGGGCCUCUCAGGAUGUCUAACAGACCGAGACAGAACAAGAGUAUGUAUUGGCAUCAACAAAAUAUCAUCCACAACAAUUAUAGACACAGUCAAAGUCAAAUUACAAAAGCGAAAGUUAACAGUCACAGCAGAAUAUCUUGUUAUAGCCAUGUCUUGCUAUUGCUGGAGUCGAAAAGGGAUGCCUCUCUGAGGAAAUAGCAUGUGCCUAGACUGCAGAUAGAACAUUUCCAUAUUUGAAUAAUUUGAGCAUUUGUCCGUUACCCUGUACACAUUACAGAAAGAUUUCCACUUUUCAAUAAUUUGAGCAUUUUUCUAUUACCAUUUCCGGUGUAGGCGGCAAAAAAUUUAGCCAAAUCCUUAUUUGAUCUGGUUUGAUCCAUUUGAGGGAUAGAGCUGGCCAGGGCACAUUAUAUCAAAUUGACUUCUACUUUGCUUAAUUAAAUUUGACCCAAAAUUUAUUGGGACCUAUCACCUUCGAAACGCAAAUAAAAGUUCUAAUCAUUG